This is a messenger RNA of Candidozyma auris, 3516 nucleotides long. It is a transcript of the gene SMC1, whose product is annotated as cohesin subunit SMC1. The transcript has 3 exons. Lineage: Eukaryota; Fungi; Ascomycota; Pichiomycetes; Serinales; Metschnikowiaceae. Gene Ontology annotation, biological process: sister chromatid cohesion. Gene Ontology annotation, cellular component: chromosome; cohesin complex; nucleus. The record is from RefSeq and is a predicted model, not a curated record. Gene Ontology annotation, molecular function: protein binding; ATP binding; ATP hydrolysis activity. Bases 1 to 3516 code for a protein of 1171 amino acids.
AUGGGCAAACUUCUAGGCCUAGAAUUGCACAACUUCAAGUCGUACAAGGGCACCGCCAAUGUUGGCUUUGGCGAUGCCAAUUUCACGUCGAUUAUCGGGCCCAAUGGAGCAGGCAAGUCCAACAUGAUGGAUGCGAUCUCGUUCGUCUUAGGCGUGCAGUCGUUUCAUUUGAGGUCUUCUGGGCUCAAGGAUUUGAUUUAUAGGGGCAGAAUUGGCGAAUAUGAGACAACUCAGAAUUGUGACUUGGCGUAUGUUAGGGCCAUCUACGAGAAGUCCAACGGGGAAAGAAUGGUGCUUCAAAGACUGAUUAACGCGACUGGCACAAGCGACUAUAAAAUUAACGACAAAAGUGUCACUGCGCUUCAAUACACGAUGAUACUCAAGGAGGAAAAUAUUUUGGUGAAGGCUAGGAAUUUUCUUGUAUUCCAGGGUGAUAUCGAGAAUGUCGCGUCGCAAGAACCUAAGCAGCUUGCAAACUUAAUUGAGACGAUUUCGGGUUCAGCUCAGUACGCCGCUGAUUACGAUACACUUUUGGAGGAAAAAAAUAAGGCGGUGGAGCUUCAUGCAGAGGUUUUCUCCAGGAAGAGAAACCUCACUACAGAGUCGAAACAUGUGUCUGAACGAGUUCUUAAUCAUCGGCGAAACUUGGCAGCCUCAGAAGUCGCUUUCAAGAACUUGGCAGCGGAAACGUCAGCUCAAGAGCUCCAAGUGAAGAAGCUCGAGCAGAGUAUUGCUGACCUUCGCCAGCGCAUGGAGGAAGCUAAGCGUGGUUUGCUCCCAUCUCAAUCCAGCAAAAAGCUUCUCGAAAACAAGAUUGCAUUCACAAAGAAGAAGAUUGAUGAUUUGGAGAAUGACAUACGCGCACAAUCUGAUCAGGAAGAAAAAUUUGCUGAACUAGAGCAGCAGAUCAACAUCCCCAAGGAAGGUGUGAAUGAGUACGAGGCCUUACGUGGGCAAUACUUGACCGACUCCGGGUCUCAGCUUGAGAGUGAUUUAGCGAUUGUAAAUGCAGAUAGGGAGUCAUUAGAGAUCUCACUCAAGGACCUCCAGCUUCAAAGAGAACAGUCGGCAAGCCGCGUACUUGAACUAGAGUCCAAAGCCCAUGUCAAUCUUGGGCUGACUUUGCAUGAUCUCAACGCACGGAUACAAGACAUUGAUCUGAUGAUCUCUGCAAAGUGGAAAGAAAAGGAAGCUUUACAAAAGCGUCAGGAGGUUGCCUCGUUCAAGAUGCUCGAGUUCAACUCAGAGCUUAAAGAUGUUCUCUCGCGUCUUGAGGAGCUAUCUUCUGAUCAAAAAGAAACUAAGAAGCAGAGAGAGCUUCGUGACAAUGUCGCCAUGCUCAGGUCAGUGUUACCUGAGGGAUCCAUCAAAGGCCUUCUCUAUGACCUCGUGCAAGCAACUCAAAGGAAAUACGAACUUGCAUUGCUGACGGUUCUUGGUGCUGACUAUGACUCUAUUGUUGUGGACACAACCGCAACGGCACAUAAAUGCAUCGAUAUUUUGAAGGAGAGGCGGGCUGGUCUUGCAUCUUUCAUUCCCUUGAAUUCUGUUGUUAAUGAGCCAAUGAACUUGAACUACCUCAGAUCACUUCAUGAGGAGGCACGUUCGGCAAUUGAUGUUGUGAAAUAUGAUGAUCCCACCAUAGAGAGAGCUGUUCAGUAUGCUGCUGGCAAUGCUAUAAUCGUGGAAAAUCUAGAUAUUGCCCGAGAACUAAAAUGGAAUUUUCAUGAGGUGAUUCUGUGCAAGUUUGUUUCCAUUGAUGGCUCUGUGAUUCACAAGUCGGGCCUUAUGACUGGUGGACAACAAGAAAAGCGUGCUGGAGCAACAGCCAGGUGGGGUAAGAAUGAGAUGAACCAGCUUCUCAAGAGGAAGGAUGAGAUCGCCUCGGCGCUUGAAAGGAUUGCCAAGGAGAGACCGUCCGCGAUUGAGACAAACUCUUUGACUGAAGAGAUAUCGCAACUCGAAGCCCUCAAGCCAUCCCUCCGCAGCCGGGCCGCCGUUUUAGAGCGUCAAAUUUUCGAGGCAAAUCAAGAAGUUGCAUUCCUUAAAGAAGGCGAGCAAGAGAUUGACGAUAAAGUAAGGAGAAAGCAAGAGGACCUUGGAGCGUUGAAGUCAGAAAUAGAAAGUUAUGAGUCCCAAAUCCAAGAGGUAAAAAGAAGGAUUUAUUCGAACUUUUGUGACAAAUAUGGCCUCAGUUCUAUUAGUGAUUACGAGCUCACGCACGGCACCGCUCUUCGAGGAAGAGUUAGGGAGAAGACUGAGUUCGAGAAGUCAAUUACAUCAUUAAAGAACCAGAUAUCAUUUCACGAGGAGAGACGCAAUGAGACCAUCGCAAGAAAGGAGAGACUUGAAAAUGAUAUUGCCAGGAGCACGAGUGAUUUUAAAAGGCUUCAUGACGAGAUAAAAAAGGCAGAGGAGAAACUUCAUCGAAUUGAACAAGAUAUUGAAGAGGAGCUGAUAAACAGGAGUGUCUUGGUGGAAGCUUUGCAGACAAAGAUGAGAGAGGCUUCAAUUAAAGAGUCUGAAAUGAAGGAGAUAGAGUAUGAGGUGAAGAAUCUCACACGUGAAUUGGGUCACUUUGAAGAGACCCUCCUAAAGGUUGACGCUGACAGAUACAACAUGAUCAAGAACUGCAAGAUCGAGGAUAUUGAUUUACCACUUGAAGAUGGCUUUUUAGAUGCUAUUUCGCUCGAUGUUGAGAACACCUCCCACGCAGUGUACCAAGUGCACAUUGACUACUCCUUACUCGAGUCGAGAUUGAAAGACAGCUACUCUGUACGGACUGAGGCUGAAAUCAGAGCUAAGAUCGAGAACAUGGAGAACGAACUACAUACUCUCACGCCAAAUGCCAAAGCCCUUGAGAGACUUCAGGAAGUUGACCAAAAGCUAAAGGAUUUUGACAGAGAAUUUAGCAAGGCUAAGCACAACGUGAACAGAUCUACCUCUAAAUUUAAUGAGGUCAGAGACAAGAGAAAGGAACUAUUUAUGGACGCCUUCAAUCAUAUAUCUGAUAGGAUUGAUAAAGUCUACAAAUCACUAACGAGCUCUACUACGUCCUCUCUUGGAGGAUCGGCCUAUCUUACUUUAGAGGAUGAUGAGGAGCCGUUCUCCGCUGGUAUCAAAUACCAUGCCAUGCCUCCAUUAAAGCGUUUCAGAGAUAUGGAGCUCUUGUCUGGUGGGGAGAAAACAAUGGCAGCUUUGGCUUUGCUCUUUGCAAUUCACUCAUACCAUCCAUCUCCGUUUUUUGUUCUCGACGAAAUCGAUGCAUCCUUAGAUAACGGUAACGUGAAAAAGAUUGCCAGGUACAUCAAGGAAAACUCAGGGCCCGGGUUCCAAUUCAUCGUCAUUUCAUUGAAAAGCACUAUGUUUGAAAAUUCUGAAGCCUUAGUAGGUAUCUACAGAGACCAAAGAGAAAAUUGUUCGAAGACCAUUGGGCUUGACUUGCGUCAGUACCCUGAAGAGCAGGAGAAGAUCGCGAUUCCCGAGAGCCAUCAAAUCGCAGCGGCCGAAACUUGA